Messenger RNA from Gambusia affinis (western mosquitofish), 454 nucleotides. RefSeq names its product histone H2B 1/2-like. Gene Ontology annotation, molecular function: DNA binding; structural constituent of chromatin; protein heterodimerization activity. The record is from RefSeq and is a predicted model, not a curated record. Bases 28 to 402 code for a protein of 124 amino acids. The transcript has a single exon. Gene Ontology annotation, cellular component: nucleosome. Lineage: Eukaryota; Metazoa; Chordata; Actinopteri; Cyprinodontiformes; Poeciliidae.
UUCGCUGUUUCCCAGGAAGCCGUGAGGAUGCCCGAACCCGCCAAGUCUGCGCCCAAGAAGGGCUCCAAGAAAGCCGUGACCAAGACGGCCGGCAAAGGAGGCAAGAAGAAGAGAAAGACCAGGAAGGAGAGCUACGCCAUCUACGUGUAUAAGGUGCUGAAGCAGGUCCACCCCGAUACCGGCAUCUCGUCCAAGGCCAUGAGCAUCAUGAACUCGUUCGUUAACGACAUCUUCGAGCGCAUCGCCUCCGAGGCGUCCCGCCUGGCUCACUACAACAAGCGCUCCACCAUCACCUCCAGGGAGAUCCAGACGGCCGUGCGCCUCCUGCUGCCCGGAGAGCUGGCCAAGCACGCCGUGUCCGAGGGCACCAAGGCGGUCACCAAGUACACCAGCUCCAAGUGAAGCUGCCGCUUAGCAUCAACCACAACAAAGGCCCUUUUAAGGGCCACUCAAA